Molecule: messenger RNA, 412 nt
Organism: Microdochium trichocladiopsis
Lineage: Eukaryota; Fungi; Ascomycota; Sordariomycetes; Xylariales; Microdochiaceae
Exons: 1
Coding region: 97-333 (78 amino acids)
Source: RefSeq, a predicted model, not a curated record
CAGUCUCAUCUCAUAUUACAGCAUGCACUCGCUGAUUUGGCUGCAGCCGCCGCACACCCACUCUGCUCACAUUGUCGUCGCUAUGCCUAUGUUGAGAUGCACAGAGUGUGUUUGUUGGUGUUGCGCGCCAGCGCUGCCAGCCAUACACAGGCUGUGAUUUACUCGAUGCCAUCGAGUAAACCGCCAAGGGGCCACCGGCCACUAUCUCCGGUCCUGGGGCAGGCUUGUCAAACUGCUCCACCGCUCCCCGCACUCGCAGGGCGUCGACGGCGACGUCGACAUCCAGAGACUAGGGUACCGAAGCUCAGAAACUCUCAGCAGGUCGUGUUCUAGAACUGGCCGAAACCGCUCCUAAUUACUCCUUGCCGUCGCUCGCAGAGGAUUGAUUUACAAGACUAGCUUCUCGGCCAUU